AGUAGACCGACUAAUGCACCUCCACUUCUAUGAAAAAUGUACAUAUUAUAUAGGGUGCUCUGUAUGGCCUGUAGGCACAAGAACUGAAGCUGCCUCUUGGAUGAGAGGCGAAAUGUCGAGUUGGUUGACAACCAUUGAUCUUCACACUAUUUUGCUUACCAGGCCACCUAGGCCCUACAGUCCCAAAUCUGUCGAGCCAGCAGCUUCUCUCCUCCGGGCAGUGUCGGGCCUCUCUUUUGGAGCAUCCUUGACUGACCACGCAGUUCUGGCAGGGAUUGUUCAGCUGCUGAGAAGAACACCACUCUAGUUUUCUCUUCUUUUUUUCCACAAUUUGACAUCCUCUUCAACAAUUUGGGUCAUUGAUCCUCUUGGACAGAUGUUUUACUUGGAGCAGCAGCAAUACUUACCUAUAUACAUCAUGACAGACAGCAACACUGGAAUGGACACACCACUACAAUACUACAGCAGUGCCGCUGGGGGAUAGAGAGAGAGAAGCUCGGACGAGUAUCAAUCUGUUUCUGUUCCACUGCUGGCCCAUGGACAGCUAUGCCGUCCCUAGUUUUUCAGGGACCACGUGCCAGCCUUUUCUGAAGCCUCCAGUGGAUUAUAAGGCCGUGCUUUCUGCUUCCCAACCUGUUCCUCUGCGUUCACAUUAGCAAGGACCCGACCUGGAUUCACCACACCAACACCAUUACAAAAACCGCAAGGCUCUUCUUCCUCCGCAGGCUGAGGAGGCUCAACAUGGAUUCCUGGAUACUCUUCAACUUCUACAGGGGACCACUGAAACUCCCAUAUUUCCUGCUCUGUUUCUUCAUCACUUAUUCAGAGCCAUCUCACUCCCACUCCCAAGUAAGAUCUACCGACCGGCUCCUCAAGGAAAUGGCUUCCAAACAGCAAAUGGGCUACAAGUGUCGUGUAGCAGGAGUGCUUCUUCUUCUCCUUGCCAGUAUUGCUGCUCUUGUUGCGGUUGCCAUCAUCCAGGACACAUGGAGGUCUAAAGAGUACACCUCAGAGUAUGGCAUAGUGAUAGACUCAGGUUCAUCUCGUUCCAAUGUGUACCUGUAUGAGUGGCCAGGGGAGAAGGAGAAUGAAACAGGAGUGGUGACUGAGAUAAUGAACUGUAAAGUUCCUGGUGAUGGUAUCUCAGAGAUGAGAGUAGACCCACAGAAAGAUGCUGCAUCGUGGAAAGGAUUCAAAGACUGCAUGGACAACAUCACCAAGGCCAUUCCUGCUGAAAAACACAAAACCACACCUCUAUUUCUGGGAGCUACUGCUGGAAUGAGACUGCUACAUAAGAAGGAUGAACGGAGGUCCAAUGAAAUCCUGGCAAAUCUCACUGACUACUUGAGUUCUUUGCCUUUCACCUUCCAAAAUGCUUCCAUCAUUUCUGGUCAAGAAGAAGGGCUGUAUGGGUGGAUCACAGCCAACUACCUCAUGGGAAACUUCCUUGAGAAAAACCUAUGGAACACUUAUGUACGCCCAGAAGGGGCAAAGACUGUCGGGUCCAUGGACCUUGGUGGAGCAUCAACACAGAUUGCCUUUGCAGUCCAGGAUGAUCUCAGGGGGGCUGACUACAUGCAUGUCAAACUGUAUGGUUACCCUUACAAUGUCUACACACACAGUUUCCUCUGCUAUGGCAAAAAUGAGGCUGAGAAGAGGAUUCUCGACAAAGUAGUCCAGGAAUCUUCUGACCCAGCCAAUGUUUUUAACCCCUGCUACCCUGACGGUUACAACACUACCAUGAAUGCCUCGUCCAUUUAUGAUACAGAGUGCACACAGAAGCCAAAAAGAUACAACCCAAAUCAAGAAUUCACAAUAGUGGGAGCCGCUGACUCAGACAAGUGCAGGAGCAUCGUGAAGUCCAUAUUUGAUUUCAAGACUUGCUCCUCAUCCCAGUGCUCCUUCAAUGGGGUCGAGCAGCCACCCGUCACUGGAGAUUUUAUGGCAUAUGCAGGAUUUUUCUUCAUCGCUAAGGCAUUGGAGCUGAAUGGCAAGUCAGAUCUUGAUAAAUUCAACACCACAGUUAAGAAAUUCUGCCACACAAAUUGGACAGUGCUGAGGAAAGAAAAGAAAAUGAUCUCCGAGAAACACCUUAGGACUUACUGCUAUGGAGCUCACUACAUCUUUACUUUGCUGGCAGAUGGAUACAAGUUUGACAGAGAGACCUGGAAAAACAUCAACUUCGAAAGAGAGGUAAAGAAAACCAGCAUAGGUUGGAGUUUGGGCUACAUGCUGAGUAUGUCCAACAUGAUCCCGUCUGAAGUGAAAGAAACACCGCCCAUGACAAACCCUAUUUUUGCCGGACUUAUCUUUCUAUUUUCAGCACUAACCAUUGUAACUGUUGUCUUAGUUUUCAUCAUCCUUAUUCGCACUUGCUAUUGAGAGUGCAACUUACAAAGGGAAUGAUCUGCCAUUGUAAACCUUGGGGGCUGCUGUAACCCUGUUAAGUAGCUGGAGAGCACUUUGGUAGCAUGUGUCAAGACACUUGUACUGAAAGUUACUAAUGAAAAUGUUUUCUUUUUUCAGCCUGAGCUAUUUACUGCCCUCUGUUUCACUUAUUAGAGUUUUUGAAAACUGAAGCAAAAGCUUCAAAAUGAAAACCUCUCACUGUGUAUCCUGCUAGUGUGUUUGAGUCUUUGAGCUAGCAUGAGAUGCGAGACUGGUUUCAUUGCGACUGUAAAAACUCUUCAAAACGUAUUAAAACAUUUUUUUUAAUUUA
Micropterus dolomieu (smallmouth bass) is the source of this 2719-nucleotide messenger RNA. RefSeq names its product ectonucleoside triphosphate diphosphohydrolase 3 (gene entpd3). Bases 742 to 2382 code for a protein of 546 amino acids. NCBI's taxonomy places the organism in Eukaryota, Metazoa, Chordata, Actinopteri, Centrarchiformes, Centrarchidae. The transcript is spliced from 15 exons. The record is from RefSeq and is a predicted model, not a curated record. Gene Ontology annotation, biological process: nucleoside diphosphate catabolic process. Gene Ontology annotation, molecular function: GDP phosphatase activity; UDP phosphatase activity. Gene Ontology annotation, cellular component: plasma membrane.